AUGUUGACGCUCACAUGUUGUUGUUACACGUGAGAUUGCUUUGAUGGGGUGGUCUCUGAUGACACAGCUAGCAAGAUCGCCAAUCACUGGUCUUACUAAAUGACGGCUCGAGUUUCCCUUUUUUUUUUCCGGAACACGAGGGUUGAAAGUGCCUCACCUACAAAUAAAUUCAUAUUUUGAGUAUUUUGCGUAAUUUUAUUUAUUUUGGAUUCACUUUACUGCCCUUCUUAGUACAGAUAAACAGGUUUAUUCGAUUACAUUUUAACUAUAGUUUAGUUUUCUUUUUUUUUUGUUCUGAGAUGAAGCAGUACGCAAACGUGCCGGCAUUCUUGUCUAAACUGUGGACUCUAGUUGAGGACUGUGACACAAACGAGUUCAUCUGUUGGAGUCAGAAUGGCCAGAGUUUCCUGGUAUUGGAUGAACAGAGGUUUUCCAAAGAGAUUUUACCAAAAUAUUUCAAGCACAACAACAUGGCAAGUUUUGUCCGACAACUUAAUAUGUAUGGCUUUCGCAAAGUGGUCCAUGUUGACGCAGCUUUUGUGAAGCAGGAAAAAGAUGGACCAGUAGAAUUUCAGCAUCCGUAUUUCAGACAAGGGGCAGCUGAUUUAUUAGAAAAUAUUAAAAGGAAGGUGUCUGCAACAAGGCCCGAAGAUGGUAAAGUGCGAUCAGAAGAUCUUAGUAGAAUUUUGAACAGUGCACAGCAGGUUCAAGAUAAGCAAGAGAGCCUGGAUUCUUGGUUGUCCACUUUGAAGAUGGAGAAUGAAUCAUUGUGGAGAGAAAUGUCAGAUUUACGGCAGAAACAUGCACAGCAGCAACAGGUUAUUCGAAAGAUUGUUCAGUUCAUUGUGACUUUGGUACAGAACAAUCGUAUCAGUCUAAAACGUAAAAGGCCGUUAAUGAUUAACACUAAUGGAAGCGCAAAGCCAAAUGUACUACAACAGAGCAUUCAGGAUCCAGUUGGCAAUGGCAAGGUGUCUUUAAAUGAGAUAAAUGGUUUAAAAAAGAGGGACCAACUUUCAGAUGAUAUUGUCAUCUAUGAUGUUACGGAUGACUGUGAAGAGGAGCAGGUAGAAGAUAUUAAUAACUCAGAAGAAACGUCUCCACGAUCAGAACAUUCUUAUGCAUCUGUAAUCUUAGAAGAUGAUGAUGAUGAUGAUGAUUAUGAUGAAGAAGAUGAAGUUGAAUGUCUGGAUAUGGCUAUUGUGGACAGUAAUGACACCACAGAACAUAAAGAUACACCUCCAGUUACACAUGCAAACGAAACAGAUAAAGACAGUGCAGUAAAUGAUAACAUGGAUGUCAGCCCUGUUGUUAGCAGUGUUAUGCAGUUGCACAAAACAUCAGAUCUCACUUCAGAGGAUCCUGUGACUAUGAUGGAUUCAAUUCUGAAAGAAAGUGGAAUAAUUUCACAGAACAUUAAUCUUCUUGGCAAGGUUGAACUAAUGGACUAUCUAGAUAGCAUAGACUGUAGUUUAGAAGACUUCCAGGCACUGCUUUCAGGAAAACAGUUUAGCAUGGAUCCAGACCUUCUAACUGAUAUCCCAGAUCCUUUGAAGAAUGGAAGUGGAAUACAGUCUGCAUCCAGUGAUAAAUGUUCAGGCCCUAAUUCAGAUAAGCAACUUAUCCAGUAUACUUCAUUCCCACUUUUUGCACUUGUUGAUGGAAAAGGUUCACCCUCUGAAGUGGAUAGCUCUCCAGCAGAAUUAUUGACCACAAUGGACAAAUGUUUAGAAGAGGAAGAUGAUUUACUUGACACAAACCUUGAUAUGAAACCACCACAAAGCAAGCUUGUUCGUCUGGAACCUUUAACUGAAGCUGAAGCCAGUGAAACUACACUUUUUUAUUUGUGUGAACUGACUUCUGCACCUAUCGACAGUGACACAUCUCUUUUAGAUAAUUAGAGCUAUCCAGUUUUGUAUAUGUUCAUCAAAAUGAUGAGAUUAUUUAUUUGGUAUCAUUUGGUACUUUCUUUUAUUUUAAACGAUCCUUUUUACAUUAUUGAAUAAUUUUGUCAGCAAAUGAUGCAGAUUAUUUCUUUGUUUAGUUGUUUGUGUUCAGAAUUCCUUUUGUUGCCAUUUAAAGUUAGCUUGUCACAUGGCAAAAAAGCUUUGUGCUCAUCAGAAUCAAUUUAUGAUUUUUGAAGGGAGGAAGCUGAUGGUUUUCGUGUGUUAAUGUUCAGUUUAUUUAUUUAAAUGUAUGUCGGUAACUGGUCCUUUUGCAUAGAUUCACCUCCAUGUCUAAUAGUUUAAAUUUGUUAAACAUCUUCACAGUAGCUUAAAUUCAACAGCUGCAGUACUUACCGUGACUUGUUUGUUUUUCAUUUCGAUCUUAUGUUCGCACUACUUUCACUGUAGAAAAAACAUUAAUGUUGUGCUUAUCACUAGUAUUUUUGUACAUAUUCAUUUCACUAAUUUUGUGUUGAAGUGUUUAUAUAUGUAUGUCAUAACAAUUUGAUUUGGAGUAAAUUGCCUUUUUUGACAGUUGAAUAAACCUGGCAGCCUUUUGUUACA
Protopterus annectens (West African lungfish) is the source of this 2510-nucleotide messenger RNA. RefSeq names its product heat shock transcription factor 2 (gene HSF2). Gene Ontology annotation, biological process: regulation of DNA-templated transcription. The transcript has 12 exons. NCBI's taxonomy places the organism in Eukaryota, Metazoa, Chordata, Ceratodontiformes, Protopteridae. The coding region runs from base 300 to 1901 and encodes 533 amino acids. The record is from RefSeq and is a predicted model, not a curated record. Gene Ontology annotation, molecular function: sequence-specific DNA binding; DNA-binding transcription factor activity.